UUGUGAUGCCGCGUCAUAAGCCAGGCACAUGUUCAGAUGACGCGAUUCCAAAAUAGUAAUGUGAGUCAUUGUGUUGUGCCUCCACGAUACAACAUGGUAAUAAGAUCAACGCGUCUACGUCCUCCACUAAUUUAGUGGCUGCUGACGUAAUGUUGCUUCAAGAUUCUACCAAAGCGAUGAGCCAGUUUCGUCACAUUCUGGACGCUAAUUUCAAUCCAGACCAUGCUGAUAAUCGGACACAACUCCACUGAUCUCACAAAUCCAACUACAGCGUCCCUUUGCGCGUGUGGCAAUUGUCGCAUCAUUCCAACGAGCGCUGAUAAGCUUCACCACCAACAACUCUUCGCUAUGCCAGUGAUCGCUAAUCUUUCGAGCAAACAGCAGCAUCAUGGCAGCUACUUUAACAGCGAGCAUUUGUCUACUCCUGCUUCUGGCGGGAAUCAGUAGCGAUGCAGCACGCAGCUCAACCAAGGGUGCCACCCAGCGGUACCAUCUCGAGUGGAAUCGAAUGCAGGAAACGGAUCAGUCGUGGCGAUGCUGGACCGAAGGCUACCGUCCUAACGCUGCCAAUGCAAACAAAGUGCACGAGACAACCAAUGGGACGGAAGCGGAACUGAGACGUAUUCUCGGAUUUAAUCAGUCCACCACGGUGCUCUUUAUGGCGAACAGCAAUUCCGACAAUCAGAAUCUGCGCACCGAGUUCACCAUCACCCCGAACAGGAUGGUACGCCUGACGCUGGAUAAUGUAGGGCUGGAGAGGCUAGAGAUUGGUCCGUUUAUUGGUAAUGAGAACGAUUGCCGGUUGGCUGACUUGACGGUGCCACGGAACCGUUUGAGUGAGGUUCCGCAAGGGCUGGAUAGAUUGACCGUACUUCGGAAGCUCGAUAUGCGCCAGAAUGCCCUAGUUCGCUUCCCACUGGAUCAGCUCAGCAGGGCUACGCAAUUGAAGCGACUACUGUUGGCUCAUAAUCAGUUGGAAGCAUUCGUAACUGAGGACCUGGUCUCGUUUGAGGCGCUCCAAGAGCUGGAUCUAUCGCAUAAUCGACUCAAGGCGCUAGAUUCGACCCGUUGGAGUGCUCCCGUGUUAGCUUCCUUCCACGUGGAUCAUAAUCGUAUGCUGACCGCAAUCGACGGUUGGUCCAAGACCCGGUUUCCGUUGGUGCGAGGGUUCGACCCGGCAGGUACGAACAAUUGGAACAAAACGUGGCUCAAAUCUGUGCAGUAGCUUGGGUCCUCGGAGUAACCCAGAUUACAAAGGAAUGAAUUUCCCCCCAUUCGCUCUCUAGAAUAUCUAUUAUUAUUGAUUCUUAGGCAGUGUUUCCAUGGUUUGAACAAGGACGAGGCUUGGUGACUCCCCAAGGGAGAAGCAAAUAAAUAGAAAUAAAAAUCAA
Molecule: messenger RNA, 1391 nt
Organism: Anopheles aquasalis
Lineage: Eukaryota; Metazoa; Arthropoda; Insecta; Diptera; Culicidae
Molecular function (GO): protein binding
Source: RefSeq, a predicted model, not a curated record